Diatraea saccharalis (sugarcane borer) is the source of this 594-nucleotide messenger RNA. The record is from the annotation of a GenBank genome assembly. Lineage: Eukaryota; Metazoa; Arthropoda; Insecta; Lepidoptera; Crambidae.
AUGAAUUCGUCGAAGAAGUUUAUAUGUCGUUGUUCUGUAUUUGGCUGCAUGAAGAAUAAAGAAGUGAAUCCAGAACUUUCGUUUUUUUCUAUACCAAUGGAAUAUAAAAGACGCUUACAGUGGCUGCAACUAAUAGGACGCGAGGAACUGGCGAGCGUCACUUCACAUCGUCAUCGUGUGUGCGAAAUUCAUUUCAAUGUACAAGAUGUGGAAGAAAACAGUAAACGAAAACUUUUAAAAAAGACUGCGUCACCCUGUUUAUUUCUGCCUAGCCCGUAUAAAGUUGACAGAGAGAUACAAACUUAUUUGUCAACAUCGAGCACCUCAACUCAGACAGAAGAUGCUAUUCCACUGGCUAAAAUAUCUUCAGAUAACCUUAUUCAAACUGCUGGAUUACUUAAUGCAGACACUAUUCUAAAAAGAAAGUUGAAAUCAGACUUAUCGGACUGUGAAAAGCGUAUAAAAGUAAUGGAAGUUACAGAAGAGCAAGAAGAUAUUUUUUAUAAAAUGUGUGAUCGUUUUUUAUCGAAAGACUUGAGUGAAAUUGUUAAAGCUCAAGCCAGAUUAAUUUUGUCCAAUACCGCGAACAGAUAA